AUGGCGAAUAAGGAGAUCACAACCAAAGGCGCGGUCGAUGUCGACGGUGAAGUCGCCGCUAAGAGCGUCGACCACAGCGAUGCUGAAUCGACGACACCCGUCGUUGCGAAACCGGAGCAGACUUGGAGAUCGUAUUUUUGGGAUACGUUCGACAAAUCACCUGAGGAGAGGAGGUUUCUGUUCAAGCUAGAUGCGAUUAUCUUGACUUUCGCUUCGCUAGGAUACUUCAUCAAAAAUCUCGACCAAAUAAACAUUAGCAGCGCCUUCGUAUCCGGUAUGAAAGAAGAUCUUGGACUUUACGGCAACCAGCUCAAUUAUAUGGUUACAUGUUGGACGGUUGGAUAUGUUAUCGGUGAAAUCCCAAGCAAUAUUUUACUCACCAAAAUCCGGCCCUCCAUUUGGAUUCCAGCGUGUGAAGUCGUCUGGUCAGUCUUAACGAUCUUGAUCUCAAAGUGCCAGACGGCAACACAGAUAUAUGUUCUACGAUUUUUCAUAGGGCUCGCUGAGAGCGCUUUUUAUCCCGGCAUGCAAUAUGUCAUUGGAUCUUGGUGCUGUAUCUUCCAUGCAAGCGGUACGAUAGGAUCCAUGUUUUCCGGUUACUUGAUGGCCGCGGUCUACACUCUUAACGGCACAGAUGGAUACAAGGGUUGGCAGUGGCUUUUUAUUAUAAACACCAUAAUAUCCUUGCCGAUCGCCAUCGCAGGCUUUUUCUUCUUCCCGGAUGUACCCGAAAUCACUCGUGCGUGGUGGUUGAAUGAGGACGAGAUAACGCUGGCAAAGAAACGUAUGGAAUUAGAAGGCCGAGCCAACCGGGGACCUUACACCAAGGCCAAAGUCAAGAAAAUCUUCUCGUCCUGGCACAUUUACGCGUUGACUCUUCUUUACAUUUUCUUCAACAAUGGUGUUGGCUAUGGUAGUCAGCCAGCUUUCGCGAUCUGGCUGAAGUCGGAAGGUUACAGUAUCACUGCCAUAAACUCCUAUCCAACGAUAGCAUCGGCUAUCGCUGUGAUAUUUACGUACAUAUACGCUUGGACGUCCGAUUCAUUGUUCAAAGGAGAAAGAUGGCCGGCAAUGGUGUUUUCAGGGGUUGUCAACAUCAUUACUAACACAAGUCUUGCUGUUUGGAAUAUUCCCGUCGGCUGGAAAUGGGCUUGUUACAUCGUAGGCACGAUUGGAGGAGGUAUCAGUGGGCUGACAUUUGCGUGGGCCCAUGAGAUUUGCAGCGAUGAUAAUGAGGAGCGAGCUCUUGUGGUGGGAACCAUGAACGAGAUGGCUUACGUGGUACAGGCAUGGUUACCGUUACUCAUUUGGCAGCAAGUCGAUGGGCCACAGUAUCACAAGGGAUUUAUCACCAUGGUAUUCAUAGCUGCUGGACUUAUUAUAACUUCUCUCACGAUAAGGUUCCUUCAUCGUCGAGAACGUGUUCAGAAAGCACGAUCAGUCAGCAUAGAAUAA
Annulohypoxylon maeteangense is the source of this 1455-nucleotide messenger RNA. Its product is annotated as MFS general substrate transporter. NCBI's taxonomy places the organism in Eukaryota, Fungi, Ascomycota, Sordariomycetes, Xylariales, Hypoxylaceae. The record is from RefSeq and is a predicted model, not a curated record. The transcript has 3 exons. Gene Ontology annotation, molecular function: transmembrane transporter activity. Gene Ontology annotation, cellular component: membrane. Gene Ontology annotation, biological process: transmembrane transport. Bases 1 to 1455 code for a protein of 484 amino acids.